Cicer arietinum (chickpea) is the source of this 1832-nucleotide messenger RNA. RefSeq lists its product as uncharacterized. The record is from RefSeq and is a predicted model, not a curated record. Gene Ontology annotation, molecular function: protein serine/threonine kinase activity; ATP binding. NCBI's taxonomy places the organism in Eukaryota, Viridiplantae, Streptophyta, Magnoliopsida, Fabales, Fabaceae. Gene Ontology annotation, biological process: regulation of mRNA processing; spliceosomal complex assembly; peptidyl-serine phosphorylation.
GAAAAUGUGAGAAAAAAGAAAAGAAAACAUUUGAAGAAGCAUUGAAAGGAAAGGAGAAAACAGAGAAAAAAGUGGAGCAUUGUCGAAGAUAGAAAAAAAGGCCACACCACAAAUACAACAACAUAGUAUUUUAACCCCCGAAACUAAAGCUUCGAUUUUUCCUAUAAUCACACCAUUUCUCAUCAAAAAAAUAAGGGGGGGUUUGAAAAAACAGAGAAAAAUAAACAAGAAUCACUCACUUUGUUUAAUAAAGGUGAAGUUUUUAUUGAAUUUUGAAUAGAUCAGGUGUGAUGUCGUGUUCUUCUUCAUCUGGGUCGGAAGAUGACGAUGAGGGCUUCGAUUCUUACCGGAAAGGUGGUUACCACGCCGUCAGGGUCGGAGAUCAGUUCGCCGGCGGCAGGUACAUAGCUCAGAGGAAAUUGGGUUGGGGUCAAUUUUCAACCGUUUGGCUUGCUUAUGAUACUACAACCUCUGCUUAUGUUGCUCUCAAGAUCCAGAAAAGUGCGGCUCAGUUUGUUCAGGCAGCCCUUCACGAGAUAGAUGUUCUUUCAUCCAUUGUUGACGGCGCCAUUUCAGAUUCAAAAUUUGUUGUUCAAUUGAUUGACCACUUUAAGCACACGGGCCCUAAUGGCCAGCACCAGUGCAUGGUACUCGAGUUUCUCGGAGAUAGCCUUCUUCGUUUAGUCAAAUACAACCGUUACAAAGGCCUUCCAAUGAAUAAAGUUAGGGAGAUGUGCAAAUGCAUUUUGAUCGGUUUGGAUUACUUGCAUAGAGAACAUGGUAUUAUCCACACAGACCUAAAACUCGAAAAUGUUCUUUUGGCUUCUACCAUUGAUCCUGCCAAAGACCCUGUUCGAUCUGGAAUCUCCCCGAUUUUAGAGAGGCCUGAGGGAAACAUAAACGGCACGGUUACAAGUCUUAUCGAGAAAAAGUUGAAAAGGAGAGCAAGGAGGGCGGUAGCUAAAAUAUCCGGACAAAGAGCUUCAAUGGGAGGAAUGGGAGAAGCUCCAAAACCGGGGAGAAACAUUGAUGGGAUCGAUGUGAGAUGCAAAGUGGUAGAUUUUGGAAAUGCGUGUUGGGCUGAUAAGCAAUUUGCAGAAGAAAUUCAGACAAGACAGUACAGAGCUCCUGAAGUUAUAUUGCAGGCCGGUUAUUCUUUCUCCGUUGACAUGUGGUCGUUUGCUUGUAUUGCUUUCGAGCUUGCCACUGGUGAUAUGUUGUUUACGCCCAAAGUCGGACAAGGUUUUAGUGAGGAUGAGGACCACCUUGCCCUGAUGAUGGAACUCCUCGGAAAGAUGCCGCGGAAGGUAGUUGCUACUGCAGGAGCAAAAUCGAAGGAUUUCUUCGACAGACACGGGGAUCUCAAAAGGAUUCGAAGGCUAAAAUUUUGGCCACUUAACAAAAUAUUGAUUGAUAGAUAUAAAUUUUCAGAGAGUGAUGCUCUUGAGUUUUCGGAAUUUCUUUCGCCUCUUCUUGAUUUUGCACCCGAGAAGCGACCGACUGCGCAGCAGUGUCUGGAACACCCUUGGCUAAUGGACAAGGAUUGUUCCUAAAGAAAUGAGAAAUGAAUCUAGUGUGGAAAAAGUGGGUGUUGGGGAAGUGAAGGGGAGAUAAGUAUUUGAGAGUCACCCUCUUCAAACAUUAUUGACUUUUGAUUGUGAUUUUUAUUUUUUGGUUUGGUCAAAUUCAAUAAGAUUUAUUUUUUUAUUGGAUUAACUAUACUAUAUGAGAUUGUAAAUUAGUAAAGAAUUUUGUUCAUCAAGAGAUAUAAUAUGACAGGAAUUUUGUGUGUAUAUUAUCCACAUGAUUUUAGUGAUGAUGGAAUUCAUCCA